This is a messenger RNA of Corythoichthys intestinalis (scribbled pipefish), 6146 nucleotides long. Its product is annotated as zinc finger protein Xfin-like. NCBI's taxonomy places the organism in Eukaryota, Metazoa, Chordata, Actinopteri, Syngnathiformes, Syngnathidae. The transcript is spliced from 4 exons. Gene Ontology annotation, molecular function: RNA polymerase II cis-regulatory region sequence-specific DNA binding; DNA-binding transcription repressor activity, RNA polymerase II-specific. Gene Ontology annotation, cellular component: nucleoplasm. The coding region runs from base 205 to 5676 and encodes 1823 amino acids. The record is from RefSeq and is a predicted model, not a curated record. Gene Ontology annotation, biological process: regulation of transcription by RNA polymerase II.
CUUCCAACAUUCCCCGAAUGCUCCACGAGCGUUCUUGUGACGUCACCAGCAGGCGAAGGCCCCGGGAGCAGAGCCCCGGAGCGGAUAGUGCACCUGCAUUGUAACGCGCUCCUUCAGAGCAUUCUCAUUGUAUAAACAUAACUGAAGAAGCUCUUCACCCGGAGAAGCACGACACCUCCGACUCGUGUUGUACAGUAGUCAGAGAUGCCGCAUACUAAUCGGAAGGUGGAGCCAGAGACCCCCAGCAUGAAUGACGAAAAAACGGAAGAUGAAAUCACCAAGUUUCCAAUGACUGUCAGUGUGAAGAGUGAAGAAAAUGAAGGUCCAAGCGAAGAGAGCGGUGCAGCAAAAUCUUCCAGCGACAGCUCAUUUCAUCACCUGACAAGAAAAGACAUCAAAGUAGAAGAUCUUCACCCUGAGAAGCACGAUCCCCUCCACGUCAAACAGGAGGAGGAGUCGGUGAUUCCAAACAUUAAACAGGAAGCAGAGCCAGAAUCCGCCAGCAUCGAAGAAGAACGGGAAGAGGAAAUACCCAAGUUUCCAAUGGCCUUCAGUGUGAAGAGUGAAAAAGAUGAAGUUCCAAGCGAAGGGAACAGAGCAGCGAAACGUUUCAGCGACAGCUCGUUUCAACACCUAACAACAAAAGACAUCACAGUGCAAGAUCUUCACUCUGUGAAGCACGACCCCCCCGUCAAACAGGAAGAGUUGGAGAUGCCGUAUACAGAACAGGAGGCGGAGCCAAAGAUCCCCAGCAGUAAAAAAGAAGAACAGGAAGAUGAAAUCCCCGAGUUUCAAAUGACCUUCAGUGUGGAGACAGAAGGAGAAGAAAGUCCCAGCGAAGAGAGCGGCGCAGCUAAACCUUCAAGGGACAGCUCAUUUCAACACCUGAUGGGAAAAGGUGAAAGACAAUCGCUCAAAAGACAAUUGAAAAGAGAGACAAAAGAGUACGUUGGUGAGAAACAGUUUGCCUGCUCACAUUGCGAUAAAAGAUUAUGUACAAAGCAAGAUUUAACAAGACACACACGCAUAUGCAGUGGAGAAAAACUUUUCUCGUGCUCCUUUAGUGGUAAAGAAAUCACCGAGAAGGGAAACUUAAAAAUACGCAUGAAAACUCACACAGGAGAGAAACCUUUUGCCUGCUCACUUUGUGGUAAAAAAUUCACCCACAAUUCGAAUUUAAAAGUACAUUCGAGAACACACACAGGGGAGAAGCCUUUUGACUGCUCACAUUGCGAUAAAAGAUUUUCUUCAAAGGCUCACUUAAAUAGACAUGAGCUUACACACACUGUAGCAAAGCCUUUUUCAUGCUCACUUUGUGGGAAAAGAUUCACCCAGAAAGGAACUUUACAAAUACACAUAAGAACACACACUGGCGAGAAACGUUUUGCCUGCACAGUUUGUGGUAAAACAUUUAGUCGAAAACAACACUUAACAUCACACACACGUACACACACUGGAGAAAAGCCUUUUUCAUGCUCACUUUGUGGGAAAAGAUUCACCCAGAAAGGUACUUUACAAAUACACAUAAGAACACACACUGGCGAGGAGCGUUUUGCCUGCUCAGUUUGUGGUAAAAGAUUUUGUCGAAAAGAACACUUAACAUCACACACACGUACACAUACUGGAGAAAAGCCUUUUUCAUGCUCACUUUGUGAGAAAAGAUUCUCCGAGAGAGGAACUUUACAAAAACACAUAAGAACACACACUGGCGAGAAGCCUUUUGCUUGCUCAGUUUGUGGUAAAAGAUUUUGGCGAAAACAACACUUAACAUCACACACACGUACACACACUGGAGAAAAGCCUUUUUCAUGCUCACUUUGUGGGAAAAGAUUCAUCCAGAAAGGAACUUUACAAAUACACAUAAGAACACACACUGGUGAAAAGCCUUUUGCCUGCUCGCUUUGUGGUAAAAGUUUCAUAGAGAAAGGAACUUUACAAAAACACAUAAGAACACACACUGGCGAGAAACAUUUUGCCUGCACAGUUUGUGGUAAAACAUUUUCUCGAAAACAACUCUUAACAUCACACACAUGUACACACACUGGAGAAAAGCCUUUUUCAUGCUCACUUUGUGGGGAAAGAUUCACCCAGAAAGGAACUUUACAAAUACACAUAAGAACACACACUGGCGAGGAGCGUUUUGCCUGCUCAGUUUGUGGUAAAAACUUCACAGAGGAGGGAAAUUUAAAAAUACACAUAAGAACACACACCGGAGAGAAGCCUUUUGCCUGCUCACGUUGCGAUAAAAGAUUUUCCUCCGGGACUCAUUUAAAGAGUCAUGAGCUUACACACACUGUAGCAAAGCCUUUUGCCUGCACAGUUUAUGGUAAAACAUUUUGUCAGAAAGAACACUUAACAUCACACACACGUACACACACUGGAGAAAAGCCUUUUUCAUGCUCACUUUGUGGGAAAAGAUUCACUGAGAAAGGAACUUUACAAAAACACAUAAGAACACACACUGGGGAGAAGCCUUUUGCCUGCUCAGUUUGUGGUAAAAAGUUCAGAGAGAAGGGAAGUUUACAAAUACACAUAAGAAUACACACUGGAGAGAAGCCUUUUGCCUGCUCACUUUGUGGCAAAAGAUUCACAGAGAAAGGAACUUUACAAAAUCAUAUAAGAACACACACUGGGGAGAAGCCUUUUGCCUGCUCAGUUUGUGGUAAAAACUUCACAGAGGAGGGAAAUUUACAAAUACACAUAAGAACACACACUGGAGAGAAGCCUUUUGCCUGCUCACUUUGUGGUAAAAGAUUUUGUCGAAAAGAACACUUAACAUCACACACACGUACACACACUGGAGAGAAGCCUUUUUCAUGCUCACUUUGUGGGAAAAGAUUUACUGAGAAAGGAACUUUACAAAAACACAUAAGAACACACACUGGCGAGAAGCCUUUCGCCUGCUCAGUUUGUGGUAAAAACUUCACAGAGGAGGGAAAUUUAAAAAUACACAUAAGAACACACACCGGAGAGAAGCCUUUUGCCUGCUCAGUUUGUGGUAAAAACUUCACAGAGGAUGGAACUUUACAAAAUCACAUAAGAACACACACUAGCGAGAAGCCUUUUGCCUGCUCACGUUGCGAUAAAAGAUUUUCUUCGGAGACUCAUUUAAAGAGACACGAGCUUACACACACUGGAGCAAAGCUUUUUGCCUGCACAGUUUGUGGUAAAAGAUUUUGUCAAAAAGAACACUUAACAUCACACACACGUACACGCACUGGAGAAAAGCCUUUUUCAUGCUCACUUUGUGGGAAAAGAUUUACAGAGAAAGGAACUUUACAAAAACACAUAAGAACACACACUGGCGAAAAGCAUUUUGCCUGCUCACUUUGUGGUAAAAGUUUCACAGAGAAAGGAACUUUACAAAAACACAUAAGAACACACACUGGAGAGAAGCCUUUUGCCUGCUCACGUUGCGAUAAAAGAUUUUCCUCCGGGACUCAUUUAAAGAGUCAUGAGCUUACACACACUGUAGCAAAGCCUUUUGCCUGCACAGUUUAUGGUAAAACAUUUUGUCAAAAAGAACACUUAACAUCCCACACACGUACACGCACUGGAGAAAAGCCUUUUUCAUGCUCACUUUGUUGGAAAAGAUUCACCAAGAAAGGAACUUUACAAAUACACAUAAGAACACACCCUGGAGAGAAGCCUUUUGCCUGCUCACGUUGCGAUAAAAGAUUUUCUUCGAGGUAUCAUUUAAAGAGACAUGAGCUUACACACACUGGAGCAAAACCUUUUGCCUGCACAGUUUGUGGUAAAACAUUUUGUCGAAAAGAACACUUAACAUCACACACACGUUCACACACUGGAGAAAAGCCUUUUUCAUGCUCACUAUGUGGGAAAAGAUUCACUGAGAAAGGAACUUUACAAAUACACAUAAGAACACACCCUGGAGAGAAGCCUUUUGCCUGCUCACGUUGCGAUAAAAGAUUUUCUUCGAGGUAUCAUUUAAAGAGACAUGAGCUUACACACACCGGAGCAAAGCCUUUUGCCUGCACAGUUUGUGGUAAAACAUUUUGUCGAAAAGAACACUUAACAUCGCACACACGUACACACACCGGAGAGAAGCCUUUUGCCUGCUCAGUUUGUGGUAAAAACUUCACAGAGGAGGGAACUUUACAAAAUCACAUAAGAACACACACUGGAGAGAAGCCUUUUGCCUGCUCACGUUGCGAUAAAAGAUUUUCUUCGAGGUAUCAUUUAAAGAGACAUGAGCUUACACACACUGGAGCAAAACCUUUUGCCUGCACAGUUUGUGGUAAAACAUUUUGUCGAAAAGAACACUUAACAUCACACGCACGAACACACUCUGGAGAGAAGCCUUUUGGCUGCUCACAUUGUGAUAAAAGAUUUUCUUCGGGGACUCAUUUAAAUAGACAUGAGCUUACACACACUGGAGCAGAGCCUUUUGCCUGCACAGUUUGUGGUAAAAGAUUUUGUCGAAAAGAACACUUAACAUCACACGCACGAACUCACUCUGGAGAGAAGCCUUUUGGCUGCUCACAUUGUGAUAAAAGAUUUUCUUCGGGGACUCAUUUAAAUAGACAUGAACUUACACACACUGUAGCAAAGCCUUUUGCCUGCACAGUUUGUGGUAAAACAUUUUGUCAAAAAGAACACUUAACAUCACACACACGUACACACACUGGAGAAAAGCCUUUUUCAUGCUCACUUUGUGGGGAAAGAUUCACUGAGAAAGGAACUUUACAAAAACACAUAAGAACACACGCUGGAGAGAAGCCUUUUGCCUGCUCAGAUUGUGGUAAAAAGUUCACAGAGAAAGGAACUUUAAAAACACACAUAAGAACACACACUGGAGAGAAGCCUUUUGCCUGCUCAGUUUGUGGUAAAAGGUUCACUGAGAAUUCGAAUUUAAAAGUACACACAAGAACACACACUGGGGAGAAGCCUUUUGACUGCUCACGUUGCGAUAAACGAUUUUGUACAAAGCAAGAUUUAACAAAACACACAAGAACACACACUGGAGAAAAGCCUUUUUCAUGCUCACUUUGUGGGAAACGGUUCACUGAGAAAGGAACUUUACAAAUACACAUAAGAACACACACUGGAGAGAAACCCUUUGCCUGUUCACUUUGCGGUAAAAGAUUUUGUACAAAGCAAGAGGUAACAAGACACAGGCAUCCAGGCAAUGGAGAAAAACUUUUCUCUUGCUCAAUUUGUGAUGAAAAAUUCACAGAGAAGGAAAUUUUUAAAAAACACACAAGAACACACACUGGCGAGAACCCUUUUGCCUGCUCAGUUUGUGGUAAAAGAUUCACUGAGAAGGGAAAUUUAAAAACACACACAAGAAUACACACUGGAGAGAAGCCUUUUGCCUGCUCACUUUGUGGUAAAAGAUUCACAUUGAAAGGAACUUUAAAAACACACAUAAGAACACACACUGGAGAGAAGCCUUUUGCCUGCUCAGUUUGUGGUAAAAGAUUCACGGAGAAUUCAAAUUUAAAAGUACACAGGAGAACACACACUGGAGAGAAGCCUUUUGCCUGCUCACAUUGCAAUAAAAGAUUUUGUACGAAGCAAGAAUUAACAAGACACACGUAUACACACACUGGAGAAAAGCCUUUUGCUUGCUCAGUUUGUGGUAAAAGAUUCACCUGGAAGAAGUGCCUAACAAAUCAUACAAAAACCCACACUAUGGAGAAAUCUUAUUCCUGAGCGGUUUGCCGUGAAAGAUUUGGAACCGCACGCAAGAAGCCACAGGGGAAAAAGCCUUUCAAUUCCAGUGUGUGACAAGAUAUUCUGAUUUCUUUCAAGUAUUAACAUUGGGGGGAAAACAUUUCAAUGUCCUAAUUCCAUUUUCCUUGAGCCUCUUUUGAAAAAAUUGUUGCAGUGAUUUUGCAUGUCUUUUUUUCUGUCGACCAAUUCAAUAUUCUUAAAUUUGAUACUUUAUAUUAGACUGAAUUGGGCGACUUUUUUUCUGUUGCUGUUAUUCCAGAUCUUUCUGAAUGCUUUUCGCUAUUUUUUAUUUUCAAAUGUGUGCUUUUAAAAUAGUUUGAUGCUGCCCUUUCCUAUGUUGUUGCUCAAUUUCCAACAUUGUUUCAAUAGUUUCAGGGAAGAUGUUUUUUGCAUUGUAAUAUUUUCUAAUCUGAUUCAUGAUACAAUUUCUAUACCUUUUUUUUAUUACU